Messenger RNA from Sorex fumeus (smoky shrew), 681 nucleotides. It is a transcript of the gene FAM3D, whose product is annotated as FAM3 metabolism regulating signaling molecule D. Bases 1 to 681 code for a protein of 226 amino acids. The transcript is spliced from 8 exons. NCBI's taxonomy places the organism in Eukaryota, Metazoa, Chordata, Mammalia, Eulipotyphla, Soricidae. The record is from RefSeq and is a predicted model, not a curated record.
AUGCUCUUUGACAUGAGCGAGAUGAUAAGAAGACCUUGCCCAGCUCUGAUUCGCUUCCUGAUUCUCAUUAUCACCCUGGGCGCCCUGUGGCUCUUCAUUCACAAAUAUCCCAGGUUUAACACAACAAGGAUCAUCCUGCCUCGCUGGAUAGAGGUGGUGAAAUACAAGUGUGACCUCAGCAAGCCCUGUCCAGGCAACAAGUUCGCAUUCAAACUCUUAAGCGGGGCUGCCAAUGUGGUGGGCCCCUCCAUCUGCUUCGAAAAUGAGAUGAUCAUGAGUCCUGUGCAAAACAACGUGGGCCGAGGCCUGAACAUUGUCCUGGUGAACGGAACCACGGGCAAGGCGUUGAGGUACAGGUCUUUUGAUAUGUAUUCUGGAGACCCUAAGGUCCUGCUGGCCUUCCUUAAAGAAGUCCCGGAUGACGCUCUGGUGCUGGUGGCCUCCUACGACGACCCAGGAACGAAAAUGGAUGACAGCAUCAGGAAGCUCUUCUCGGACCUGGGCAGCAACUACGCAAAGCAGCUGGCCUUCCGGGACAGCUGGGUGUUCAUCGGCGCCAGGCAUAGCAAGAGCAAAAGCCCCUACGAGAAGUACUUGAAGAACAACCCAAAAGAAAACAAAUACUCAGACUGGCCUGAGCUGGUGGAACUAGAGGGUUGUGUGUCCCCGAAGUUGGUCUAA